Molecule: messenger RNA, 1712 nt
Organism: Corylus avellana
Lineage: Eukaryota; Viridiplantae; Streptophyta; Magnoliopsida; Fagales; Betulaceae
Gene: HCEF1
Product: high cyclic electron flow 1
Biological process (GO): sucrose biosynthetic process; fructose 1,6-bisphosphate metabolic process; fructose metabolic process
Cellular component (GO): cytosol; cytoplasm
Molecular function (GO): fructose 1,6-bisphosphate 1-phosphatase activity
Source: RefSeq, a predicted model, not a curated record
GAGGAUAAGUGGGUCCGGACGUAUCAGAAAUGGUUACCCACCUCACAAUCCACUCCUUCAAUGCGCAAUCUCUGUUUCUUAGAGUAAAAAAUCAAGCACAAGAACACGAAGAAGAAGAAGAAGAAGAAGCCAUGGUUUCAGUAGCAGCAGCAACGAGACCAUCACAUCUCCUAUUCUCAAGCUCUCGUUCCCUCUCACCUUUCCAACAAUGCGUUUUUGAAUCCAAGACACUUGUGACGUGUCCCAACAACAACAGCAGCAAUGGGAAGAAGAAACAUGUCGCAGCCGGGGUUCGAUGCAUGGCUGUGGGAACAGCAGAUCAGGCGGCCGGCGCGAAGAAGAAAAAGGGCGCGUUUGAGAUUCAAACGCUGACCAACUGGUUGUUGAAGCAAGAACAGGCGGGCGCGAUUGAUGCGGAGCUCACGAUUGUGCUGUCGAGCAUCUCCAUGGCGUGCAAGCAGAUUGCUUCGCUGGUGCAGAGAGCUAGCAUUUCCAACCUCACUGGUGUACAGGGUGCUGUUAACAUUCAAGGGGAGGACCAGAAGAAACUUGACGUCGUCUCAAAUGAGGUAUUCUCGAAUUGCUUGAGAUCAAGUGGACGAACGGGGAUCAUAGCAUCAGAGGAAGAGGAUGUGCCCGUAGCAGUGGAAGAGAGCUACUCCGGCAACUACAUCGUUGUAUUUGACCCUCUUGAUGGCUCAUCCAACAUUGACGCAGCUGUGUCCACUGGUUCCAUCUUUGGAAUUUACAGCCCAAAUGACGAGUGCCUGGCAGAUCACGGUGACGAUGACACUCUUGACAACGUGGAACAGAGGUGCGUUGUAAGCGUGUGCCAACCAGGAAGCAACCUUCUUGCUGCCGGCUACUGCAUGUAUUCGAGCUCCGUCAUCUUCGUGCUAACGAUCGGAACCGGUGUAUUUGCCUUCUCCUUGGACCCAAUGUACGGGGAAUUCGUGUUGACUCAGGAGAAUAUCCAGAUACCCAAAGCCGGAAAAAUCUACUCAUUCAAUGAAGGGAAUUAUCAGCUUUGGGAUGACAAGUUGAAGAAGUACAUUGAUGAUCUCAAGGACCCCGGCCCUACCGGCAAGCCGUAUUCUGCUCGGUACAUCGGUAGCUUGGUCGGCGACUUCCACCGUACGCUGCUGUACGGUGGCAUUUAUGGGUACCCUAGAGACAAGAAGAGCAAGAACGGGAAGCUGAGGCUUCUCUAUGAAUGUGCACCGAUGAGCUUUAUAGUCGAACAAGCCGGCGGGAAAGGAUCCGACGGCCAUCGUAGAGUUCUUGACAUUAUGCCAAAUGAGAUCCAUCAACGUGUUCCACUUUACAUUGGAAGCUUGGAGGAAGUGGAGAAACUGGAGAAGUAUUUAGCUUGAUUAAUAUGAAGAUUGAAGAGAAAGUAAUUUUGUUUCAUCCCAUGAAUACUUUUGUUGGAACAUUAACAAAGGGUGGUGCAAAAAAAAAAAAAAGAAAAAAAAAAAAAGAUUUUAAGCAUAUUUUACAUCAAGCUUGUGAAGAAAUUGACAAGUUAUAUUGCUUAGAUCUCAUGGGUAUAUAGGAUUUCAGCAAUAUAUAUAUAUGAAUAUUCAAACCGAACUUCGAAAGAUCGGAUUGCUUUUAGUGCACAAGAUGAAAGCAGUGAAAGAAAGACACUUAACAGAUGUUGAAGUGCAUCAUGAAAUUAGUAGUUUAAUUAAUUUCACGCAAUUUUAUAA